Pygocentrus nattereri (red-bellied piranha) is the source of this 2585-nucleotide messenger RNA. RefSeq names its product phospholipase A2 group III (gene pla2g3). Gene Ontology annotation, molecular function: A2-type glycerophospholipase activity. The transcript is spliced from 7 exons. Gene Ontology annotation, biological process: arachidonate secretion; phospholipid metabolic process. The record is from RefSeq and is a predicted model, not a curated record. NCBI's taxonomy places the organism in Eukaryota, Metazoa, Chordata, Actinopteri, Characiformes, Serrasalmidae. The coding region runs from base 23 to 2413 and encodes 796 amino acids.
AUAUAUAAGAGCACAUGGUGUAAUGCCCAGUCACAUAACCAGAACAGAGGUGUGUGGCAGAUUUCUAGGACUUUCUGAAGUGAAAAGCCCAAUACAGCUACAUUUCACUGCAGAGAGGCUUCAGUUUCAUGCACUGCAGUUUAUUUUUCUCGAUUUCUCAAAUAAAAUGAACGGUCGCUGCCUUUUUCAGGCUGUAGUGUGCCUCAUGUCAUUUUUACUAGAUUUUUCCGCUGCUGGUCUUUUUUGGACACUUGCAGGAAGCACUACUUUCUGCUUCUGGACUAAAUCGGUCUCAAAUGGGCGCACACAUUAUAUGUUCCUUCACCAAACUGGAGAGGCCAUUGAAAGAUCUCUUGUCCUAUUUGACAGUAUCUGGAACAAGGAGAACAGCCUGGUGGACUGCAUUACAAGCAGCGACCAAGCUGUUACCGAAAGCUACGAGUCAAAGUGCUGGGAGGCUGGAGGCAGGCCGUUCACAGAGACACCAGAUGGACGCUUUAACAUUAGUGAGCUGGUUGACCCCGCUGGCCCCUGUGUGGCUGUGGGCCGUUUGGCAGGGCUCAGGACGUCUGUGCGCAGGAGCAGAGACCUGGGGAGUGUUGACCACAAGGCGGCAUCCAUACAGCAGAACAGUGGCGAAAGUUCCGGGCUGAAGCUGAGGCGCACAAAGAGAGCAUGGAUGAUCCCAGGAACUCUGUGGUGUGGUGCUGGAAACAAGGCCCUCAACUUUUCAGACUUAGGUUUGUAUGAGGAGACUGAUAAGUGCUGUAGGGAGCAUGACCACUGUACGGACACCAUCACCUCUUUUGGGUUCAACUAUGGAGUCUUCAACACCAACAUCUUCACCUUAUCGCACUGCGACUGUGAUAUCAAGUUCCGUCGCUGCCUUCAUAGAGCCAACGACAGCAUGUCCAACAUGGUAGGCUAUGGCUACUUCAACAUCCUCAAGAUGCGCUGCUUUGAAUUCUCACAGAAAAUGCAGUGUGCAAAAAGGACAUGGUGGGGCAUGUGUAAAUUAUAUCAGCUGACCAAAUAUGCAUUGGUGAAGGAUGCAACAUAUUACAAUUCAACUUCCCCUGAGUUAGAAGAGGACAUGCAGGAUUUAGUCAUUUAUCACACGAUCUCUGCUGGAAACCACACAUUUACUACCGGCUCUGCAAUAUCCUCUAUGGUGCUCACGGAAGUUGCCAGGACAGCCAGCGGAGAACAGCUGACAGUGUCUGGAGCUGAACUGACAUCCAGUACAGCAAAUGCACCUGAGCUUGAUGAAGGAAGUCCACAGACAAAUUCACCGCUGACACAGACAACUUUACCACACGCAACACAGAACAAAACGACAGACUUGCCACACACACAAAGGACAAAUUCACCACAUACACCAACAAAAGAUUCACCAGAGACACCAACGGUUUCACUACCAGCAAAAACAACAGAUUCACCACAUACACCAACAAAAGAUUCACAAGAGACAACAACAGUUUCACUACAGACACAAAGGACAGAUUCACCACUCACAGAAAUGACAGAUUCACCAUAUGUACCAACAAAAGAUUCACCAAGGACACCAACAACAGUUUCACCACAUCCACAAACAACAAAUUCACCACAAUCACCAACAAAAGAUUCACCAAAGACACCAACACUUUCACUACAGACACAAAAGACAGAUUCACCACAUGUACCAACAAAAGAAUCACCAAGGACACCAACAACAGGUUCAUCGCAGACUCACUCACCCCAGACACAUUCAGAUGUGCCAACAAGGAAAACAACAGAUACACCACAUACACCAACAAAAGAUUCACCAAGGACACCAACAACAGUUUCAUCGCAGACACAGAGAACAGAUUCACCACAGACAAAAACAACAGGUUCACCAAAGACACACCUCCAGCCUGAUCUACACUCCAGACAAAAAGAUAAACUGGAAACAUGUGAGAGCUACAAGGACCUGGAUUCCUGUCAUCAUCAGAUACCUGCAAUGCAGGAGAAAUAUGGCCUGCGCAACAGUGAAUUCACCACUUUGUACCACUGCAACUGCACAGCAAGGCUUGCCAGAGAGUUCGCUGGACAGGAGAAGGCCGAUGACGUUCACUUCUUAUUGCUGGACUUUGUGUCCCAAUUCUGUUUUAUUCUGCGUUUGAACUGCACUGAUGAAAGCUGCUCCUUCUCUUCAACCGAGGCGCCUCUCCUCAAACGCUGGAGCAAAGACGUGGCUAGAGGGCGCCCUCUAGUGGCUUCUAAGCGUAAAGCCAAGCGCUUCAACUCAAAACGGUCCAAGAGGAAAGACUCGUCAUUUAGGCUGUACAAAAAGUGCCUCAGGAUGCACUCAAAGCUGCAGAAACACAGGGCACCCAAGGAAAAACUCCAGGACCACGGCGCUGCAGCAUCACAGCGACAAACUCUACAAUAAGACCUCUGAAAAACUCUGAAAUAACAACAUGCAACCACUGACAUACACUCGCCGGCCACUUUAUUAGGUACAGUUCAGUUGCUUGUUAACGCAAAUAGCUAAUCAGCCAAUCACUUGGCCGCAACUCAAUGCAUUUAGGCAUGUAGAGGUGGUCAAGACAACUUGCUGAAGU